GCGAGAAGGAAAAAAAAAAACAGAAAAUAAUAAAAGGAAAAAAAAAAAAAAGAGAAUGUGAUUGGUCUUUCUCUCUCUUCUCUCUCCCGUCGAUUACCUCUGCAACUUCUCUCGAGCAAAACCCUAGCUUCAGGUCAAAUCUUAAUUAAGGUUUGUAGUUAGUCCCCAAGUUCUGAUUUUUACUGAUCGAGAUUACUGAACAAUGGAGGUCAAAACUUAAUUAAGAUUAAAUCUUGAUCACAAUGAGUGGUGCUAACGAGCAAACUCGAUCCGGCUCCGGCAACGCCAACGGCGAAGUCACUAUCGGGAUUCCAGACGAGCUACGUUGCAAGAGGUCAGACGGCAAGCAGUGGAGAUGCACCGCGAUGUCCAUGCCCGACAAGACCGUGUGCGAGAAGCACUACGUCCAGGCCAAGAAGCGCGCUGCUAACUCAGCCUCCCGCGCCAGCCAGAAGAAAGUGCAGAGGAGGAGCUCGCCGCCGUUAGGCGAAGCAGAUACUUACUCAGUCGAUGAUCAGCUCGUGAUCCCUCCUCCUAGCAGCAGCAACGGCGGCCACGCCUCUGGCUCCACCAAGUACGAUGGUGGUAUUAGAGAGAAGAGACACGAUAAAAUCAUGAGUAGGUACUUGCCUGAGACGCCUAUGAUGAGGGGCUUCUCUCCACGUGUCGCUGUUGAUUUGAACGAUGAGGUGGAUGGUGAUGAUGCUGGGAUGUUCGAAGAGAGCUAUAGAUCUUAUAGGACACCACCGUCUGCUGGUGUGAUGGAUCGGUCACGCGAGAGAUCUCACCAAAGCAUGAGUCCUAUGGAAUAUUCAGGAGAAAGCACAGAUGUCUCUGAAGAGUCUUUGGGGCAAACUUGUCAUCACUGCCUGAGAAAAGAUAGAGAGAGAAUCAUAUCUUGCCUCAAGUGCAAUCAAAGAGCCUUCUGCGACGCUUGUAUAUCGACACAGUACUCGGAGAUACCACUUGAAGAAGUAGAGAAAGUUUGCCCUGCGUGCCGUGGUCUGUGUGAUUGCAAACACUGCCUUCGUUCUGAUAAUACAAUAAAGGUUAGGAUCCAGGGAAUACCAGUUUUGCAAAAAUUGCAGUAUCUUUAUCGUCUGUUAUCAGCUGUCCUUCCAGUGAUAAAGCAGAUCCAUCUUGAUCAAUGUACAGAACUAGAGCUAGAGAAGAAGCUUCGUGGAGCUGAGAUUGAUCUUGUCAGGGCAAGACUGAAAGCUGAUGACCAGAUGUGCUGCAACGUGUGUCAGGUACCAGUUGUUGACUACUACCGUCGUUGUCCUAACUGCUCAUUUGACCUGUGCCUAAGAUGCUGUCAAGAUCUACGAGCUGAGAUUGGUGGGACUAGCCAAACCAUAGGAGAGAGAACAGGAGUUCCUAAACUAAAGCUGAACUUUUCAAACAAGUUUCCUGAAUGGGAAGCCAACGAUGAUGGGAGCAUCCCCUGCCCUCCUAAGGAACAUGGAGGCUGCGGCUCCAAGUCUUUGAACCUCGCUCGCAUUUUCAAGAUGAACUGGGUUGCAAAGCUUGUGAAAAACGCUGAGGAGAUGGUUAACGGCUGCAAGGUAUCUGAUCUUUGUAGCCCUGAACCGUGUGACAACUCUGUGUACAGCCCGUCACUUGAAACGGUUAGAUCUGAUGGAGUAGCUAGUUUUGAGAAACAAUGGUCAGAGGGUCGGAUUGUUGUUGUGAAAAGGGUGCUUGAUGAGUCGUCUCUCUCUGGAUGGGAUCCUGAGACUAUAUGGAGGGAUAUAAACGAGACUUCAGAACAUGAUCCUUUCUUGAAGGCUAUUAAUUGCUUUGAUGGGUCAGAGGUUGAGGUAAGGCUUGGAGAGUUUACAAAAGCAUAUAGAGAUGGAAGGAACCAAGAGACAGGUCUUCCGCUGACGUGGAGGUUAAAGGACUGGCCGAGCCCAAGUGCUUCUGAGGAGUUUAUUUUCUACCAGAGACCUGAGUUUAUCAGGAGAUUUCCGUUUCUUGAGUACUUACAUCCCCGGUUAGGCCUUCUGAACGUUGCGGCCAAGAUGCCUCAUUACUCGCUCCAAAACGAUUCUGGUCCAAAGGUUAUAGUGUCUUGUGGGACGUACAAAGAAACUGAUGGUGGUGAUUCGUUGACUAGUAUACACUACAGCAUGCGUGACAUGGUAUACCUCUUGGUGCACACACCCGAAGGAACAAAACUCGAAAGUGUGAGAGAGACAACAAAUCACGGUCCAAGAGAACCUGACGAGAAGAUGGGAGAGAAUGAGUCACUUGUUAGCCCUGAGGAAAAAUUAAUGGACGGAGAGUUACAUGAUCUAUCACUUGGUACACCCAAUACGGAGAAGAAUGAAUCUGAGAUGAUGUUGAGUGUGGAACCUUCUUGCACGUCUUCAUGUGCAGGAGGAGUCCAGUGGGAUGUCUUCAGGCGCCAAGACGUCCCAAAGCUGGCCGAGUAUUUGCAGAGAACGUUCCAGAAGCCUGAUGACAGUCUUAAAUGUGAUUUUGUGUCACGUCCGUUGUUUGAAGGAUUGUUCUUAAAUGAACACCACAAGAGACAACUAAAAGAUGAAUUUGGAGUUGAGCCAUGGACGUUUGAGCAACAUCGUGGUGAAGCUAUCUUCAUUCCAGCUGGAUGUCCGUUCCAGUUCAGAAAUCUUCAGUCAAACGUUCAGGUGGCACUAGACUUCUUGUGCCCUGAAAGCGUUGGAGAGUCAGCAAGACUAGCUGAAGAGAUCCGGUGUUUACCGUACGACCACAAGGCAAAACCUCAGAUUCUAGAGAUAGGGAAGAUAUCGUUAUACGCAGCUAGCUCAGCCAUCAAAGAGGUUCAGAAACUGAUCUUGAAUCCAGAAUCUGGAGCAGAGCUUGGUUUUGAGGACCCUAACCUAACUAAAGCAGUCUCCAACAACUUGGAUAAGGUAAUCAAGCGGCCGCAGCAAAUCAGCUGCACUUGAUGAGAACAAGAUUUGUAUAGUAGUAUUACCAUUGUUGUGACAUUAGUCUAAAACUACUAAUACUACGAUUCAGGAUUUGUAUGUAUCUGUGUAUAUGCUUUACAAAUGAUAUGCAUGAGCAAUCACUAUUCCACUUCAAUA
Brassica oleracea var. oleracea is the source of this 3077-nucleotide messenger RNA. Its product is annotated as lysine-specific demethylase JMJ25-like. Gene Ontology annotation, molecular function: transcription coregulator activity; chromatin DNA binding; histone H3K9 demethylase activity. Gene Ontology annotation, cellular component: chromatin; histone deacetylase complex. Gene Ontology annotation, biological process: regulation of transcription by RNA polymerase II. The coding region runs from base 243 to 2936 and encodes 897 amino acids. The record is from RefSeq and is a predicted model, not a curated record. Lineage: Eukaryota; Viridiplantae; Streptophyta; Magnoliopsida; Brassicales; Brassicaceae. The transcript has 15 exons.